Messenger RNA from Brienomyrus brachyistius, 2923 nucleotides. Its product is annotated as metastasis-associated protein MTA1-like. The coding region runs from base 308 to 2404 and encodes 698 amino acids. NCBI's taxonomy places the organism in Eukaryota, Metazoa, Chordata, Actinopteri, Osteoglossiformes, Mormyridae. The record is from RefSeq and is a predicted model, not a curated record. Gene Ontology annotation, molecular function: chromatin binding; sequence-specific DNA binding; transcription corepressor activity. Gene Ontology annotation, cellular component: NuRD complex; nucleoplasm. Gene Ontology annotation, biological process: response to ionizing radiation; negative regulation of transcription by RNA polymerase II; double-strand break repair. The transcript is spliced from 19 exons.
CGCACACGGUAACCCCUGGGAGAACAGCGUAUUGUUGGUGCAUUUAAGACCACACCACGAAGGGAUAAAAAAAUAUCUAUACUGAAACGCGCGUGAAUUUCACCGUAGACAACCCCCCUGAAUCCCCGUUAUUCGGGAGGAUCCGUCUCUAAAUGUGUACUAUCCCUUUAAGCUCCCGCGUCUGGCGCACUUGGUAUUAACGAAUCCACCAUUUUCCAAAACAGAAUAGCGGUAGCUAGUAGUAACGACGGCGGAGGCGUCAGCCAUCUCUCGCCGUCCCUGCACAGAGCCAGGACCCGGGGCCGCCAUGGCAGCGAAUAUGUACCGGGUCGGAGAUUAUGUUUUCUUUGAGAAUUCCUCCAGUAACCCUUUCUUGAUCAGGAGGAUAGAGGAACUGAACAAGACCGUGAAUGGCAAUGUGGAAGCCAAGGUGGUGUGUUUCUACAGACGGCGGGACAUCUCCAGCACGCUCAUUGCUCUGGCCGACAAGCAUGCCCGGGAGCUGGAGGAGGAGAUGGAGAACCCAGAGAUGGUCGAGCUGUCAGAGAAGCAGAAGCACCAGCUCAGGCACAGAGAGCUCUUCCUAUCCCGCCAGCUGGAAUCCUUACCUGCCACCCACAUCAGAGGGAAAUGCUGCGUUACUCUGCUGAAUGAGACUGAGGCCCUGGCGUCUUACCUGGACCGGGAGGACUGCUUUUUCUACUCGCUGGUGUACGACCCUCAGCAGAAGACACUCCUGGCAGACAAGGGCGAGAUCCGGGUCGGGAGCAAGUACCAGGCCGAUGUCGCCGACUCUCCAGGAGAGGGGGAGGAUGGUGAACGGGACCAGUCCAGGUUGGAGGAGAAGGUGUGGGAUCCCAGUAGCCCUCUGACGGAGAAGCAGAUUGACCAGUUCCUGGUGGUGGCUCGCUCGGUGGGGACCUUCGCCCGCGCCCUCGAUUGCAGCAGCUCGGUCCGCCAGCCCAGCCUCCACAUGAGUGCCGCCGCCGCUUCCCGUGACAUCACCCUGUUCCAUGCCAUGGACACGCUGCACAAGGCAGGCUACGACAUGUCCCGGGCCAUCGCCGCCCUAGUGCCCCACGGUGGCCCAGUACUGUGCCGCGACGAGAUGGAGGAGUGGAGUGCCUCCGAGGCUGGCCUGUUUGAGGAGGCCCUGGAGAAGUACGGCAAGGACUUCAGUGACAUCCAACAGGACUUUCUUCCCUGGAAGUCCCUGACCAGCAUCAUUGAGUAUUACUACAUGUGGAAGACAACGGACAGAUAUGUGCAGCAGAAACGGCUGAAGGCAGCUGAAGCGGAGAGCAAGCUAAAGCAGGUCUACAUCCCCAACUACAACAAGCCCAACCCAAACCAGCUGAGUCUUGACGUAGUGAAGCAAGGCUUGGUGAACGGGGCUGGAGCAACUCCGGGCUCGGCAGGCCAGGCGGCAGGAGCAGGCCGGGGCUGCGAAAGCUGCUACACGACAGCCUCGCACCAGUGGUACUCGUGGGGUCCACCUCUCAUGCAGUGUCGCUUGUGUGCCCCCUGCUGGACAUACUGGAAGAAGUAUGGUGGGCUGAAGAUGCCUACGCGGCUGGAUGGCGAGCGGCCAGGACCAAACCGCAGCAGCUCGGGUACCCACGGGCAGUCUGUGAGACAUGGUUCAAACCCCAGGUUCGCAGCUAAAACCAGGCAGGCGUUCUACCUGCACACGUCUCAGCUGACCCGGGCCACCAGGAGGGCCUGCCGGGACUUGCUACGGCCCAGACGCCUCGCCCGUUUCCCGCACGCACCUGUCAACAGCGCCGCCAUCAGGGCAGAGUGUGUGGUGCGACUGCCAGAUAUUGUCAAGACUCCGCUGCCAUCAAAGCCGAUCGUGCGGAAACCUUUAGAGGCUGUGGUCAAGUAUCUAGAGGCCCACCCGAGCCCCCCCAAAGCUGGCCCAACUCGCCGCAGCGCUGUCCCCACUGGCAGCCUGACACCAAUCAAGUCCACUCCCAUCCUCAGCCACGGCUCGCCCACCAUCCUGGGCAAGAGGGGCUACGAGCAGCACAACGGCCUGGAUGGUAAACCUAACCAUGGACAAACCAGACCGAUGGUGAGAGAACCUUCCUCAGUGGCGGAGCACUCUGCGGUAGGUCCAAAGCCCCGGCACCAUGUUGGGAGAUCCUGUCCAAGCGGCCGAAUGACCCAGGGUGGCUUCCUGCCCCCCAGAAAGAGGCAGUGCACAAACUGGACUGACCCGUGUGGAGAACUCUACUUCCUGGCGAAAGGAGGGACAAGACAAAUCAAGCGGCUUCUGUCAGCCAGACAGAUCCGGAGAGCCGCCCGGAGGCCCCACCAGCCAAUCACUGUCCUUCCCUGUCAGUCUGGCCCUUCGUUGCGUCGACCUGCCAUUGAUGAGCCAAUCGUCAUCGAAGACUGAAAUCCAUUGUAGCCAAUCACGACAAACCUGACUCUGGUGGAUUGUGUUUAUUAUGAUAUGUAUUGGUAUAAAUAUUGUUAUUGUAUUUUUUUUUGUACGAACGAUAACCGCUAUUGAUAUACAGCAAUGAGAUGUUUUGAAGCUUGUGAAAUUGUUUGCAUUCUGAACGAAUGGAGUGACGGGACUUUGUAACAUUGCCUCAUGGGUCUUUUUUAUGCAUUACGAGGAAAUAUAUAUCUAAAAAUUGGGAAAAGUCAUUUGUUUUCUUUUUUGUAAGUUCCUGGUUAUCAGUUUUGUGAACUAGUCCCAUCUUUGUCCCAAACAGUUUAAUUUAUUGAAGGAAAAAUGUGUGCCUUUCUAUCUUUUUCAUAACUUUUGCAUCAGCCCUUUAUGUUAUUGAAAAAAAUAAAUUGAUUAUUCUUUGUGAGAACAAGGAUGCACAAAAUUACAUCACUUUUAAAGGUAUGAUUCUUAACACCUAGACUGUUCUUUAAAUUUGAUUAAACCUGUUUUACAUUG